UCACAGAGCGAGUUAGAAUUUCAGUUCUCCUCGAUCUCUCCUUCUCCUCUUCUCUUCUCCUCUCCUCUCCUCUCUUCUGAAGAAAGAAGAAGAAGAAGAAGAAAGCGAAACCCUAACCCUAACCCUAAGAUGUCGUUGAAAGGCGGCGCUGGAUCUUCGCGGGAGGAGCUGAAGAAGAUCUUCGACAAGUUCGACAAGAACGGCGACGGCAGGAUCUGCUGCGACGAGCUCCGGGCGAUCUUCCUUGAGCUCGGCUCCGAAACGACGUCGGAGGAGGUCAAGACCAUAAUGGCCGAGUUCGACAAGGACGGCGACGGCCGCAUUGACCUCGACGAGUUCGCAGAGGUUCUGAACGGCGGAUCCACCAAGGAUCUCCGCGACGCGUUUGACCUCUACGACCUCGACAAGAACGGCCGCAUCUCCGCGAAGGAACUGCACGAGGUUCUCAAGCGAUUGGGCCAGAAGUGCUCGCUCAAGGACUGCGAGAAGAUGAUCCGCUCCGUCGACGCCGACGGCGAUCGCCACGUCAACUUCGAGGAAUUCAAGAAGAUGAUGAAGAAACCCUAACUGAAUCGUAAGGCUCCGUUAAGCAAGUCAAUUAGAUAGUUGAGAUUAGAACAAGUUUGGUUUGAAAUUUCAUGACGUACUGCUAGUUAAUCUGGAUUAGGUGUAUAAAUUGUUUCCGAUUAACCUACUUGUUUCUUUAUCAUUGUUAUUUUUCUAUGCUUAUGGUUGGCUACUUUGGACAAUUUCUAUUGGCUACUUUUUCUUGUUUGGUGGGGGCACUGCUUCUGGUACGGCAUAGACUAAAUAGUGUUGAUGCGGACCAAGUGGUUCCGUUGCUGACAUCAACACGGAAUUGGACUUUGAGCAAAAGUCUUUGACUGUCUUUGACUGGCUUUACAUGUCUAAUCACAGUUGUGUUUAUACUUUAUAUAAUGAUAUAUUGAAGAAAAAAAAAAAUUGGAGUGUUUUGAUAA
Messenger RNA from Rosa chinensis, 980 nucleotides. Its product is annotated as probable calcium-binding protein CML23. The transcript has a single exon. Lineage: Eukaryota; Viridiplantae; Streptophyta; Magnoliopsida; Rosales; Rosaceae. Gene Ontology annotation, molecular function: calcium ion binding. The coding region runs from base 130 to 567 and encodes 145 amino acids. The record is from RefSeq and is a predicted model, not a curated record.